This is a messenger RNA of Atta colombica, 847 nucleotides long. RefSeq lists its product as uncharacterized. The transcript is spliced from 2 exons. The coding region runs from base 43 to 687 and encodes 214 amino acids. The record is from RefSeq and is a predicted model, not a curated record. Lineage: Eukaryota; Metazoa; Arthropoda; Insecta; Hymenoptera; Formicidae.
UGCGAGAUCACAAGUAGAAGUACUGUCAGUAACAUUUCAAAAAUGAAAUUCGCACUAGCACUGUUAGCCCUCGUGGCUACAGCCUCCGCCUAUGAGCUCCCCAAUUUCGGAAGAGGUUAUGUCCUCCAUAAGGACAUCCAAGAAUUCAUAGAUCUUAUACCUGCCGAGAAAGUAAUCCAAAUCACUCUUCAAUACUUUACCGAAGAUAAAGACUUCCAGAGAAUGAUCGAAUACUUCCGAUCUGAGGGAUUUAAGCAGCUAGUCAAAGAUGUAGAAGCUCUGCCUGAAGUUAAAGUUUUUAUGGAUUACGUUCAUAAUGCCGGUAUUGACAUUUACAAGAUGGUGAACGACUUGAACUCUGCUCUCAAGCUCCCUCCUCUUACCGCGCCCUCCUACUUCGGCACAUAUAUUACCGGUGGAAUUAAUGGAUAUAUUCAAGACAUUCUGAACGUUUUGCCUCAACAACAGCUUAAGGAUUUGUAUGAGAAGAAGCUCAAGACCUCUGCAGCAUUCGCCGAUUUGGUCGCGCAAUUGAAAUCCGAUAAUUUCCAGCAACUCGUCAACCAGGUUUACAAUAACCCUAUAUUCCAGGAGCUUUUGACACACGCUAGAACUGAAGGCAUUGAUCUCAUAAAGAUCAAGAACUUGUUGGAGUCUCUCUGGGGCAUUAAAAUUCCCACUUAUUAAUUACCAGGCGAACAUCAACGUUACAAUUUUUUUUAUUAUCACAAUUAUGCCAAUAGUAUUUUCAAAAUUACUAUCUCAUAAAUAUUAAAGACUAUCCGGUUACAUAAUAUUAUAUUCUUCAUUUGUGCAAAGUAAUAAAUAAAAAUCCCAUAUUACAUUA